This is a messenger RNA of Asparagus officinalis (garden asparagus), 1439 nucleotides long. RefSeq names its product chorismate mutase 3, chloroplastic-like. NCBI's taxonomy places the organism in Eukaryota, Viridiplantae, Streptophyta, Magnoliopsida, Asparagales, Asparagaceae. Gene Ontology annotation, cellular component: cytoplasm. Gene Ontology annotation, molecular function: chorismate mutase activity. The coding region runs from base 70 to 996 and encodes 308 amino acids. The transcript is spliced from 7 exons. Gene Ontology annotation, biological process: aromatic amino acid biosynthetic process; chorismate metabolic process. The record is from RefSeq and is a predicted model, not a curated record.
UCCUCUACUUUUUUUUGGCUUUUUAUUUCUUUCUUGUACUAUCAAAAUUCUCCCCAUCACCAAACUUCAAUGGAGGUCAAGCUCAUGAAAGCCUCUCUUUCAGCUCUUCACCAACCUCUCUUCAGGGCUACAAGCCUCUGCCAUGUAUCCUCUCUUUCUUCUUCAUCAAAUAGGAAAUCGUGUUCCCUCCAAACUUCAGCAACUUCUCCUUUCAGGCAUGGAAAAACAAGAACUGAUCAGAGUGAGGUGUUGACGUUAGAGAGUAUCAGGCACUCUCUCAUUAGACAAGAGGAUACCAUCAUAUAUAGCCUCCUAGAAAGAGCACAAUACCACUACAAUCGCGAUACGUAUGAUCGAAAUGUGUUCUCUGUGGAGGGUUUUGAUGGCUCUCUGGUUGAAUAUAUGGUUAGAGAGACAGAAAGGCUGCACGCCCAGGCUGGGAGAUUCAAAAGCCCUGAUGAGCAUCCCUUCUUCUCUGAAGACCUGCCCGAGCCCCUUCUUCCACCUCUUCACUAUCCGCAGGUGUUGCACCCUGUAGCCCGUUCGAUUAAUAUCAACAAGAAUAUAUGGGCGAUGUACUUUAGUAAUCUGCUUCCGAGGUUGGUCGAAGAUGGUGAAGAUGGCAACUACGGUUCCACUGCCGUGUGUGACACAAUUUGCCUGCAGGCCUUAUCAAAGAGAAUACACUACGGAAAAUUUGUCGCCGAAGCGAAGUUCAGAGAAAAUCCUGGUGCCUAUGAGAAACCUAUAAAAGUCCAAGACAGCGAAGAGCUCAUGAGGAUGCUAACAUACAAAUCGGUAGAAGAGAAGGUGAAGAGGAGGGUGCAAGCAAAGGCUGAAACUUACGGGCAGGAGAUCAACAUUGGGAAGGAGAAAGAUCGUUCUCUUCGCCAUUUCAAGAUCCAGCCAAGUUUAGUUGCUGAGCUCUAUGAUGAAUGGAUCAUGCCGCUCACGAAGGAGGUGCAAGUGGAGUAUUUGCUUGGCAGCAAUGAAUAGAAACGAUUUUAUAUUGGAUUCUCUCAACUCUAUGGAGGGCUAUAAAUUGGAGGGCAGUCUCAAAGAUUUUCAUCAGCGGUAGCCAUGUAAGUAAUAUAUUGCUGAUGUGCACAUCUUCUUCUGUAUCUAGCUACUUGAGGUUCAAAGUUCAAUCCCAACUUGCCCAUUAUGGGAAAGUUCUGUUGAAGUUCAGAAUUCAAUUCUUUUGGAUGGAUCAUCUUAAUUUUAUCGGUAUACUCUUAGAAUGAAAAAAUAUAUACAUAUUUGUAAUAAGGUGAAUUUUUUAUUAACUAAAUGAAGAUUCUUUAGGGAUUCUACCGAGGGGAGAUUAGAAGGUCCUGUGCUUGAGAUGUUUGAAGAAUGAAAGGAAACUCUAUUCAAUGCUCCUCUUUCUUCAUUUCUUGUAAUGUUCACCGCGAAUUGGUUUAUGUUUAUAUGACUGU